AUGGCUGCCAAGGGUCCUGGUCCCCUCAGACUGGCCAGCAGGGCCCUCACCCAACGCCCUCCCGUCCUCACGUCGCGCCGGACCUUCCUCGACUCCGUCUUCCAGGCCAACAAGCCCCUGACCAUCAACGUCUCCCGCACCCUCCCGUACCCGCGCGCGAAGCUCUACGACCUCAUCGUCGACGUGGACGCCUACUCCAGCUUCCUGCCCUACUGCCAGCACAGCCGCGUGACCGCCUGGUCGAGCCCGGACGCGGGCGCCGGCGGCCGCGCCUGGCCCACCGAGGGCGAGCUGACUGUCGGUUUCGGCCCCAUUACACAGUCGUACACGAGCAGGAUAGUCUGCGUGCCGGGCCGCAGCAUCGAGGCCCUGAGCGGCAAGCAGGAGGCCUCGGUCGCGCAAAAGGACGGCGCCGCGGGCAGGAGCAACCCUUUCGAGAGCCUGGUCACCAAGUGGACGGUGCAGGACGCCAUCGUCAAGCGCAUUGGCACCUGGUCCACCGUCGACCUCGACCUCAGUAUGCGCCUCACCGACCCGCUGGUGCAGAUGAUGCUGUCCGGGGUCGUGGACGAGACGGCUACCAAGAUGAUUGAUGCAUUCGAGGAGAGGGCGAGGGCGUUGUUUGGCGACUUGGAGGGUUGA
This is a messenger RNA of Diaporthe amygdali, 642 nucleotides long. Its product is annotated as cyclase dehydrase family protein. Bases 1 to 642 code for a protein of 213 amino acids. Lineage: Eukaryota; Fungi; Ascomycota; Sordariomycetes; Diaporthales; Diaporthaceae. Gene Ontology annotation, biological process: cellular respiration; ubiquinone biosynthetic process. Gene Ontology annotation, molecular function: ubiquinone binding. The transcript has a single exon. Gene Ontology annotation, cellular component: mitochondrion. The record is from RefSeq and is a predicted model, not a curated record.